Boleophthalmus pectinirostris (great blue-spotted mudskipper) is the source of this 1078-nucleotide messenger RNA. RefSeq lists its product as uncharacterized. Lineage: Eukaryota; Metazoa; Chordata; Actinopteri; Gobiiformes; Gobiidae. The transcript has 7 exons. The coding region runs from base 248 to 991 and encodes 247 amino acids. The record is from RefSeq and is a predicted model, not a curated record. Gene Ontology annotation, molecular function: oxidoreductase activity.
GAUGUUAUGAAACAUUCAACUUCGGAGUACCUACAUAACAGCUACUUUUUGGUUUUUAUUCACGAAAAGACAUGUUGGCUUCACCAGCAUCCAGCAUCUUUUCCACAAUUCAACUUUCUAAUUGUCUGCAAAUGCCAAUAUUUGGACUGGGUACGUAGCCCAUGUUUAUGCCAUUUUCAUUAAUACAUUCAGAAAAGACGUGGUGCCAGUGGCCGUGUAUUUCACUCAAGAAGACAACAAGUACUCAAUGUCUAUUGCAGUAGAGUGUGGUGUGCGUCACAUUGACACAGCAGAGCGCUAUGGCUGUGAGGAACAACUGGGCAAAGCUAUCAGAGACAGUAUGGUGCCACGGGGGGAUCUGUGGAUCACUAAUAAGUUAUGGCCAGGUAACUAUGGAUACCAGACAACAAAAGAAGCCUGCCUCAGAUCAUGCAAAAGGAUGGGUCUGGAGUAUUUUGAUUUAUAUCUGAUGCACUGGCCAGGGGCAUUUGAAAGUUGUCACUCUAACAGAGAGACAAGAGCAGAGACGUGGCGGGCAUUACAAGAACUUUAUGAAGAAGGGAUUUGCAAAUCUAUUGGAGUGAGCAACUUCUUGGUCCAUCAUUUGAAACAACUAAAAGAGGACUCUGGUGUGGUGCCACAUGUCAACCAGGUUGAGUAUCAUCCAUACCAGCAGCCCACCACAGUCCUGGAGUACUGUAACCAGGAGGGGAUUGUGUUUGAGGGAUACUGCCCUCUUGCCAAGGGUCAGCUCCUCAAUGACCCCAGGGUGCUUCAAAUGGCAGAAAAACACAGUCGCACUCCUGCCCAGAUCUGUAUUCGAUGGAGCUUACAGAAAGGAGUUGUUACAAUACCAAAAUCAACCAAAACAGAGAGAAUACGAGAAAACUGUCAGGUGUUUGACUUUCACCUGGAUAAAACCGACAUGGACACAUUGGCUAAAAUGCAUGACGGAAGACAUGUGUCAUGGGAUCCUUCAAAUAUACUGUGACAAAAUGCUUGUGAACAUUUAUGUGACCAGCAUUCAAUUUUGCCAUAAAAUCCCUCUCCUAAAAAAAAUAAAUGGAUACCAACCAGG